AUGGCAACUAAACCAGAUGAGCCGCUGCAGCAGUCAGCCUCGCAUGAAGUGAGCUCACAAGAAUCUCCCAAGCAUGAACAGGUGGCUGCAGGAGAGGGUGGACUCGUCAACGCUUCGGGACAUGUCCAGGAGCUCAAUCGCAACUUCAGUCUUAUCUCACUUGCCGGCGUUGGCCUGUCUGUGGGUAACGUCUGGCCAGCAAUAGGGGGUUCAAUUCUGGUUGCAAUCUUCAAUGGUGGUCCUCCAGGAGUACUGUACGAGUUCAUCGUGGUAUCAAUAUUCUACUGGUUCGUCGCCGCAUCGAUCGCCGAGCUCGCCUCUGCCAUCCCAUCCUCAGCUGGUGUCUACCAAUGGGCCUCAGUAACACCCGGCAAACGAUGGGGACGGCCCGUUGGCUUCUUCGCGGGCUACUGGAACUGGCUAGCAUGGACGUUCGGUGCCGCGUCCAUCACCUCCAUCCUCGCCAAUACCAUCGUGCAGAUGUACGCGGCGAACCACCCUGACUAUGUGGGUGAGAGAUGGCACGUCUUCGUUACCUACGUCAUCAUCACCUGGCUGGCGGCCCCGACCGUGUGCCUCUUCAACAGCGCCAUGCCGCACCUCAACAAGGCUGGCAUCUUCUUCAUCCUCGCUGGGUUUCUGAUCACGAUCAUCGUCCUGGCGGUCCUGCCCGGGAAGACCGGUGGAGGCUACGCUUCCAACUCCUUCGUCUGGAGUGACUGGACUGCGGAUAUCGGCUAUCCCAAUGGCUUCGUCUUCCUCGCAGGCAUGCUCAACGGAGCAUUCGCCGUCGGUACACCCGACUGUACCUCCCAUCUGGCCGAAGAGAUCCCAUACCCGCAGCGCAACAUCCCAAUCGCCAUUGCACUGCAGAUGGCCAUUGGCUUCGUCACAGGUUUCUGCUACCUGAUCGCGGUACUGUAUGGCAUCUCGGACUAUGACGCCCUCUUCGAGUCCGCUUACCCAAUUGCCACCAUCUAUAUGCAGGCGACCGGCACGGCUGCGGGCACAACAGGCCUAUUGGCGCUGAUCAUGAUCUGCAUCACUAUCUGCGUCAUCGGUCUGUACGUCACCUGCGGCCGCACACUCUGGACUCUGGCGCGUGACGGCGCGACGCCCUUCCCAAGAUUCGUGGCCAAGAUCCACCCGAGGCUGGGAAUGCCCGCCAAUGCAACAAUUAUCACUGCUGUGCUUGUCACGAUACUGGGUGCGAUCUACGUCGGUAGCGCAACCGCCUUCAACGCCUUCGUUGGCAGCUACAUCCUCAUGUCCUCUUCAUCAUACAUCGCCGCUAUCCUACCCAACUUGAUCAACAAGCGCCAGGGCGUCAAGUAUGGUCCGUUUAAGAUGGCUGGAGCCCUGGGCUGGGUGGUCAACCUUAUCGCUUGCGGAUACAUGAUUGUUUGGUUCGUGAUCUACAGCUUCCCAUUCUACCUGCCGACAGACGCCGAGACGAUGAACUAUGCUUGUCUCUUAUGGGGUGGCUUUACUAUCAUCGUAGCGUUGUGGUGGUUUGUGAAGGCGAGGAAGGGCUAUGAGGGGCCGCCGAUGGUGGAGGGUGGUGUGGUGGCUGAGGUUGAGACGAGUCGUGUGAAGGUCGUCUAG
This is a messenger RNA of Cyphellophora attinorum, 1605 nucleotides long. RefSeq names its product Choline transport protein. Lineage: Eukaryota; Fungi; Ascomycota; Eurotiomycetes; Chaetothyriales; Cyphellophoraceae. Bases 1 to 1605 code for a protein of 534 amino acids. Gene Ontology annotation, biological process: transmembrane transport; amino acid transport. The transcript is spliced from 2 exons. Gene Ontology annotation, molecular function: transmembrane transporter activity. Gene Ontology annotation, cellular component: membrane. The record is from RefSeq and is a predicted model, not a curated record.